GCUCGUUGAGAGAAGGCGAGUUUAAGAUGGCGGAUAGGAGAAUAGAUUCGCGUACAACUGUCUAUACAAUUAAUUUGGAUUCUUUCGAGGAAUAUUAUCAAAGUGCGCCUAAUACUGUCUUAUCUGCCAAUGGUUAACAACAAUCAUCUUUAAAAGAAUAUUAAUAACACUACUAACCAUCUUAUAACUACUUUAGACAUGUCAGAUCAGAAGAAACGUGUUUCGAGUAAUGUUGAGAUGAUCAAUCAGAUGGAGAAAGAAGAAUCAGAUGAGAAUCAGUCAAAACACGAAGAUGCUCUUGUAAUGGUAGAUCCUGAGACACCAAUGCUAGAGGAUGAGGAAAUGCCUACGUACAUCAGUGUUUCAACUUCAUCCAAAUGCGAAGAUUCAGAUGUCAGUAAUGUGAAGCAUCACGAAGAAGAUUCUUCUAUGAAAGAACAAUCAGGUAGUCCUUGUACUAGUGAACAAGAAGGUCCUGCUAGUGUUUACGUUCUCUCAUCCGAAGAAGAAACAGAUCAACAUUACGAUGAGGAUGAUAUUGACUGUGGUGAUAGUGAUGAUAUGGAUGAAAAUGAUCAAGACAAUGAUAUGGAUGAUGACGAUGAAGAGGACUUAGAAGAAGAUGAUGAUGAGGAGUACGAAAGAAAUAUCUUUGAAACUUCAUCUGAAUGUUUAGGCCUUAGAAAUAAAUUGAAAAGAAGAUAUAGAAUUAAGAGUCUAUCUCUGCAAGAUUUAAACACCUUAGAAAAUAAUUCUUGCAAUGUUGACUUUGGAAAAAAUAGAUUCAGGCACGUAGAAAGCAAAGUGAAACGUUACAUAAAUGAUAUGAAAGAACAAAGGAGAUAUGCUAUGGGAUCACGUAUAAGAAAUGAAUUUCAAAAUGAAUUUCAAACAAAUAGAAAUUGCACCGACGUAACAGUUGAUGAUGUACAAUUGAAAGGUGUAACAUCUAAUAAAGUUAUAAGGCCUUACGCGGAAAGGGCUAUUAAAGAUUUAGAAAUUGAAGAGUCAUAUACAAAUGAGAAAGAUCUAUAUAUGGGGCCAAUAACAGAAAAUGGUGAAGAAGAAGAAGAAGAAGAAGAGGAAGAAGAAGAAGAAGAAGAUGAGGAAGUGGUAGUUAAACAUAAACGAGAUGGGAAAUCUAUUAACAUGGAUAUGAGAGAAAAAGAGUUUUUAAACACAGAGAUACAAAAUGAAAAACUUAAUGGUUCGAUGCAAAUCCAUAAUCAUAACUACAAUCAAUCCACUGGUCAAAAAAAUUUGAAAUACACGAACGAGACUUUAGUUAAUGGUCAUCAACAACAAUUAAAUGUUUAUAAUCUUCGUACGCUAUCUUAUGAUGAAUAUAUGCACGGUAACGAGAACUUUUCCCAAGACGAACAGUUGAAUAAAAAUCUAGAUAACGAACAAAAUGAAAAUAAUGAUAUUCAAGCUUACAGCGACAUAGAUGUUAUAAACACUGUUGAAACUGACAAUAGUAAUGCUGUCUGUUCGUUAAAAAUAGAAAAUGUUAAGAGCAUAAGGGUAAUGUCAGAAGAAUCUAAAGAUAAUACAGAGAAUUCGAAAUUUGAAAAAAUUAAUGAAGAAAGUAACAAAAGUAAUUCGGAUAUAAUACAAUUGACGUUAUUAAAGACACAGUUGGAUCAAAAAGCAAUUCAAUUUAAUAACCUAAAAAAAGCAUAUCAAAGCACGAUGAUGGAGAAUUUAAAAAUGAAACAAGAAUUGGAAGAAUUAAAAAAUUCUCUAGCAAAGUACAAUAAAGAAAAUCGAACAUGCGAAACAAAAGUCGUAGCAGUACAAACUGAUGUAAUUAAGGAAUCAGUAACUCAAAAUAUGGAAACUACUGAUACAAAAGAAAAAGCUAACAAAUUAUCUGCCAGUAGUAUUACAUCUACAAUCAGUUCUAUAAAUCAAUGGACUGAUAGCGCUGGUAGUUCAGGUAUAUCACUUAAACCACCAGAUUUGGGGACGAUAUUAAAUUCAGAGGAUAGUUCAGUAAUAGCAGAAAACUCGCCAAGAGAAGUCAACCGACCUCUGUCUCAAGCAUUCAUCACAUCAUCUAGAAUAUUAAAAACGCUUUCAAAUCUAACACAAGGAAAAUCAAAAGUUGAUGUAAAAUCUUCUCUGAAUAGUAGUUCUAUUAAAAGACCAAGUGGAAGUGAAGAAAGCAAUGGUUCAAUAAUAGCCGGUUCUAAUACUUUCACAGUAAAAUCACCAUUCAAUGCAAAAAAGAGGAAAGCGACUGAAAUGCUUGGUAAUUCAUUAUAUUUACAACCAUUCAAAAUACCGCAUAUAGAAGAAGUAAAAAAAAAAUCAAGUGUGACCCUUUCUGAUUUUAAUGUAGAUUUCAAACCAACGGAAAAUUAUAGCGAUGUAAAAUUAGAUACACAAAAGAAUAGAAUGAAUAAUAUUAGUCGUUCAGUUAGUCCAACAAACAUAGAUGACAAAAGUGAUAAAGCUGAAGACAUUGAAAACGAAAAUAGCAAUGUGAAAUGUUUUGUAUAUCAAGAAGAUGAUAAUACUAACGACCGAAAUAUUUUAAUACAAGCAGAUAUAUCUAACGAUGAUCAAGAACCAGUUAGUAUGGGUUGUAUACGAGAAUGUGGACCAUAUUUGCUUGGUAAUGUAGAAGUACGUAUGUCUGAAGUAAAUGGUACGAUCAACAUUUGGGGCAAAGAGAUAAGUGAAACAUCAAUGGUCGAGGAAGAAGAGUUAGAAGCAACAACAAGAUCACCUUGCACCAACAAAAAGUGUGCUUGUUUGCUAAGCACUGCUAUAACACCACAUAGAAAAUUUAACGGUAGUCAAAUGGUAUGUUCGACAAAUAAAAAAGUAAAGUUACAAUCUAAAUUUAACGAAGGGCAUACUUCACGUCAAUACUUGAAUGUACCGAACGCACAAAUUCAUGUAGAUAACUUAUUGAGUCCAAAUGUCCCUGCUUCCUGUGAGAAGUGUAUCUUAUUAAAUCAACAGAAAGAAUGUUCGAUACACAAACGACACGUUAAUAAUCUACAUGAAAAAUCACAUUCCUGUUGUUUACAUCAAACGGAGCAUUUAGAAAGAGAUUACAAAUAUGUAUGUGAUUGUGAAAGACUAAAAUAUAAUAACGAUAGUCCAAAUUACAUUAAAGAUGGUUAUUGCACAGAAAAUAAAUUCUCAUCUAGAAAUACGCCAGAUAGCAAGAAAGAUUUAUACGAAAAUACUAAUCCAGUCGAUGCCAAAGAAGUGAUAUGUAAGCAUCGAACUGCGUGUCGUCGAUCUUCUUUACAUAAUACAGAGGCGAAUUUUCAGAAUGAUAUGAAAUGCUGUAACACGAUUAGAGAAACACCACAUACAUGCAAAUCGACGUUAGGAUGUAUAGCCAAUCACGAUAACGGUGAUGAAAAUUGUUGUAAUCAUAGUGCAAUGAGCAACAACAAUGAUCUAUUAGGUCCAGAAAGAACUCCUCAUGAAACACCUGAAGUUAGACAACGAAGAUCCAGCGGUAAGAAAGUAAGAGGAAUUUUAAUGGAUCUUUUAAAAAGUUGUGGAGAUUAUCGCAAUGGGAAUGGAAGUUCAUCUAAAAGAUAUUCUUCUAAUGAGAAAGAUGCAUCACAUUUGAUUAAUUGCUCUCCACAAAUUAACGUCACAUCUAGUUGCUCGCCAGAAGCUAGUUGUUCAAAUGCACAACAAUCUAGUAGAAGAUGUUGUCACGCGUAUACUCGGCGUAUCGAAUCUCAACUGGAAGAAUUUCGUAUGGAAAUGGAACGAGUACGUUUGCGUUCCGAUGCUAUAUUAAAUUUACUCAACAUGCUUCAUUCUGUUGAAAUGAACUGAUACAGUCGUAAAUAACAUUAGAUAUAUAUGCCCUUUCCUUUGUAAAUAUUUUUCUUUCUUAUUUCACAAUUCGUCUUAUUUUAUAUACGAAUAUUUUCUUUUCUUCAUCAUCUAAUUUCAUUGAUAAUAUAAAAAAGAAAGUAAAUGGUUGAUUUAUUGAAUAAAUAUACAUGGUUUAAAACAAAC
Polistes canadensis is the source of this 4002-nucleotide messenger RNA. Its product is annotated as kinesin-related protein 4-like. The record is from RefSeq and is a predicted model, not a curated record. The coding region runs from base 199 to 3816 and encodes 1205 amino acids. Lineage: Eukaryota; Metazoa; Arthropoda; Insecta; Hymenoptera; Vespidae. The transcript has 7 exons.